Trichophyton benhamiae CBS 112371 is the source of this 654-nucleotide messenger RNA. RefSeq lists its product as uncharacterized. NCBI's taxonomy places the organism in Eukaryota, Fungi, Ascomycota, Eurotiomycetes, Onygenales, Arthrodermataceae. Gene Ontology annotation, cellular component: membrane; endoplasmic reticulum-Golgi intermediate compartment; endoplasmic reticulum. The transcript has 3 exons. The coding region runs from base 1 to 654 and encodes 217 amino acids. Gene Ontology annotation, biological process: Golgi organization. The record is from RefSeq and is a predicted model, not a curated record.
AUGGUUCUAACCUAUCAUGCAGUUCCAUGGGGAAUAACACACCUCUUCCUUAUUGUCAACGUCGUCGUCAUGCUUUCCUGCUCUGUCCUCGUCAUCGCUCGCAAACACAGUGAAUAUGCUGUUGCCGGUCUCCUCGGUGUUGUGGUCGCUCAGGCUCUCGGCUACGGUCUUCUAAUUGACAUAACCUUCAUUGUCCGCAACCUCAGUGUCAUCGGUGGUCUCCUCAUGGUCCUCUCUGACUCCUGGGUGCGCAAGAAGUUCAUGCCCGCUGGUCUCCCACAGCUCGAGGAGAAGGACCGCAAGAUGUACGUUCAGUUUGCCGGCAGAGUCCUGCUCAUCUUUUUGUUCAUUGGAUUCGUCUUCUCUGGCGAAUGGAGCUUGUGGCGAAUCAUUGUCAGCUGCAUUGGUCUCGUUGCCUCAGUCAUGGUUGUUGUUGGAUUCAAAGCAAAAUGGAGUGCUGUCAUCUUGGUCGUUGUCCUCAGCGUGUUCAACGUCCUUGUCAACAACUUCUGGACGCUCCACCCCCACCACCCUCACAAGGACUUUGCCAAAUACGACUUCUUCCAAAUUCUCUCUAUCGUUGGCGGCUUGGUCCUCCUUGUCAACAUGGGCCCUGGGCAGCUCAGCAUGGACGAGAAGAAAAAGGUUUACUAA